This is a messenger RNA of Zeugodacus cucurbitae (melon fly), 945 nucleotides long. It is a transcript of the gene Hsp67Bc, whose product is annotated as heat shock protein 67B3. Gene Ontology annotation, biological process: protein refolding; response to heat. The record is from RefSeq and is a predicted model, not a curated record. Gene Ontology annotation, molecular function: protein folding chaperone. The transcript has a single exon. Bases 171 to 749 code for a protein of 192 amino acids. NCBI's taxonomy places the organism in Eukaryota, Metazoa, Arthropoda, Insecta, Diptera, Tephritidae.
GUGUUCGCUCACAAAGAAUUUUUGCGCAAGUAUAAAAGCCCUUGCUGUAUGCAUAUACCAAGUAAUCGUGUGAAAAUUUAAAGUGUGUCGGGUGUAUUACUGUUGCGCUUAAUUUUACUUACAAGUAGUAACAAGAAUUCAUUUACAUAUAGUUAAAAACUUAGAGGAAAAUGCCAAUUCGGAAUAUACCACCAUUUGUGUUGAGUUUGGACUCAGCGCCAUAUUAUAAUCACGAUUUGUAUCCAAAUCAUAUUUAUCGCCGUUUGCAUGAACGCCAACAUCAUCCAUUGGAUUUCGGUACAUUGGGAUUAAUUGCACGGUUGGGCGCUCAUGCUCAUCACCUAGCGGCUGCCAAGCACAGCCCUGAAGGUAAUGUAGUUAAUCGUUAUGGAAAAAAUGGUUUCGAAGUGCACCUGGAUGUUGGUCUAUUCAAACCGGAGGAUCUCACUGUGAAAAUAGUUGAUGAUUCACUGGUGAUUGAGGGCAAACAUGAGGAACGUGAAGAUGAACAUGGUCAUAUUUCGCGUCACUUUGCACGUCGCUAUGUGCUACCCAAGGGCUAUGAUGAGGAGAGUAUUGUAUCGACACUAUCAUCGGACGGUGCGUUGACCGUACGUGUGCCAUCGCCACAACCACCACCAGAGGUGGAGAAAAAGGAGCGUAUAAUAGCUAUACAGCAGGUUGGACCUUCGGAAAUUUUUCUAAAGAGCAAAAGUCAGGAGGAAGCCGAAGCAGCAGCAACCAAAUAAGCAAAGCAGCAACAAAAUAUGCUAAACAGCAACAAAAAAGUGUAAAAUGCCAUAAAUGUUCAAUUGCAUGCAUACUCUUUUCGAUAACGUGAAGCAAAAACAAAUUGGGAAUUCGCCAAUAAUGAAAUGAAACGCGUAAAGUAGUAACUUCGCAUUUACAUAUUGAUACUUUUAAAAUAAAUGUACUCAACUUUUU